UGACUCCAUGGAAACGGCAGAAUGGCGUGCUAGCCUGAGAGGAGAAGCACAGCUAGCAUAGCCGACGUUAAUUCUGGGAACCAAUAAAUCUGUCUGUACACUGAAUACAUUUCAUUUACCGCCUUCCUGCAAAGAUGAGUCGCACGCCCGAUGCAAGAGCAAGGGACAACCAGACAAGAAAGAUCCAGGAAAACAUCACCAGUGUCGAGAAACAUUUUGGAGAGAUGUGCCAAAUGUUUGCUGCCUACGUUCGGAAAACAGCCAGGCUACGAGACAAGGCAGACAUCCUGGUUCAGGAAAUCGGAUUGUAUGCUGACAUGGAAACGCCAAACCUGAAGAGAGGUAUGAAGCAGUUUGCUGACCACCUGGCCAAGAUUCAAGACUACCGCCAAGCUGAGGUGGAAAGACUUGAAGCCAAAGUCAUAGAGCCCUUGAAAAGCUAUGGAGCUGUAGUGAAACGUAAAAGGGAAGAUCUGAAGACGACUCAAAGUGCCAGAGACAGAGAAGCCAAACAGAUGGCUCAGCUUGAGAGGACCAGACAGAGAAACCCCUCAGACAGGCAAAUCAUUUCUCAGGCUGAGAGUGAACUCCAGAGAGCCACCAUGGAUGCAACGCGCACCACGAGGCAGCUGGAGGAGACCAUAGACGAGUUUGAGAAGCAAAAGAUCCGGGACAUUAAGAGGAUCUUUGGUGAGUUUGUAACAGUGGAGAUGUCUUUCCAUGCCAAGGCCUUAGAGGUGUACACUUUGGCGUACCAGAGCAUUCAAAGUGUGGACGAGGAGGAGGACUUGGAGGUUUUCAGGAGUUCACUGCACCCCCCUGACUACCAGUCACGCUUAGACAUAGUGCGAGCUAAUUCCAAAACCUCCCUUGAUCGGACCGGGUCCUUCCUGAGUACAUCAGGGACCUUACAGCAACAAAGAGCCUCCAUUCGGCAGACAAGAAGAGAAGAGGAGGAAGAGGACCAAGAUGAGUCUGAGGAGGAGGAGGACGAUGACGAUGAAGAGGACGAAGAGGAAGACUCAGAUGAUGAAAAUUAAGUGUUCUUUAUGUAGGGAAAAAAAGGAUAUCAGUUAUAAACUAACUAACGGUUAUAACUAACUGUUUUAUAAAAGAAAAGCGGUGUCAUUGCCAUAUUCACCUCACACAGGUGUUCUGAGCAGUAUUGUAGUAAUAAUGUGCUGUAGUUGUGUGAUGCUUUGUGAGAGAACAUGUUGUUCUUUACUGCUAUUUCUCUUUGAAAUUCCAGACAAUUAUUGUCGUAGCUAUUUUUUUAUAUUACACACAAUGCCAAACAUUGUGCAUUUUAUUGACCCGUGGUCAUUUGUCUUUAUGAAUAAAACAACUCAAUCUGUA
Molecule: messenger RNA, 1356 nt
Organism: Thunnus maccoyii (southern bluefin tuna)
Lineage: Eukaryota; Metazoa; Chordata; Actinopteri; Scombriformes; Scombridae
Gene: cibar1
Product: CBY1 interacting BAR domain containing 1
Exons: 9
Coding region: 135-1040 (301 amino acids)
Biological process (GO): cilium assembly
Cellular component (GO): ciliary transition zone; ciliary basal body
Source: RefSeq, a predicted model, not a curated record